UAUACAUACUAAGCAUAAUAUAAAUGUUAUUGUUUUUGUACAUAAUAUAAAUACAUAAUUAUACCAGAGUUUCUGCUAUGAAAUUUUGGUUCCAGCCAGCAAUUCUGGGAAUGAUAAUGUUUACUGGACAAAUUGGGAAAAAAUCUGAUCAUCUCAUUUCUGUUUUUUUUUGUUUUGUUUUGUUUUUUUCUUUUCUUCUUUUUUUUUGGCACUAAUGUUUUGGACUCUGCAUUAUGUAUGCGAUUGUGGUGGCAGGGGUGGGGUUGAUCGUCACCUGUGGACUGAGAGGAGGCGGGUCCAAUCACAGGUAACCCAUGAUUGGAGACGGGUCUCUGUAGCUCAGAGUAAUGGUCGUGUUGAAAGGCUAUUUCAAUUGGCCGAGAGCCCUGUCGGUUACACAUGCAAGUAAAGUUGUAAGUUACAUUUUUUUUUAUUAAUUACCAACAUAUGUACAGAUUUCAUACAAAAAUAUACAUCUCACAACAUAUAAAUUAAGAAAAAAAAUUUACAAAAACGUGGAUGUGAAGUAUAUGAUUGAAGCCAUUGACAAUCACCAGAAGUAACCUAAAGUUUGAUUAAUGAAAAUGUAUUGGUUAAUGUAAAAUAUUAUAUGAUGAGAGUAUGAACAACAAUGCUGUAGUAUUGAGUAGAAUUGUGAGUUUUCCUAUUCGGCAUGAUUAAGUUUAAUGUCAAAAUCCUGAGUAUAGGUUUUUUGAAUGGGUUUUUGGUUAAAUGGCUGGUAUGUGAUUAACAUAAGCUCAAGAUAUUUUCACGUUUUAUUCUUCGGCAUACAUUAAUAAUACCCCACUCGUAAUUUUUUUAAACUUUUACCUGUCUUGAAAAAAAGGCAGUUGCUAACAAGUGGGUAAAUGCGACUACAGACAUUGUCAGGGAUAUUAAACGUUAUCACUGGAAAACUCAUCUACUACUGCCUCAGUAUGUUACUCGUAUAGAAUAUAUUGACAAAGUGUAAUCAAUAUGUCUAACUAAUAUUUGGAUAUGUUAAUAAAGCAUAAUCUAAUAUGUUUAAGCAACAUGAAGAAUUAUUAAUUAGAGGCAUAAUGUAAGACUAUAAAAAACGCUUUUUAAUUAAGUUACAUUCUAAGUGUGUACUGAGCUAGAAGACUUCUAUGUUUUACUGCACAGCAGGCAUAAUCUAAAACUAUAAAAACAAUUUUUAAUCAAGUAGCAUACUAAGUGUGUAGACAUUCACCAGAAGUGUGUUUCCAAUCAAAGCCCCUUAAGCUUCAAUACCAGUGUCAAAAUAACAGAUAAGACUUCUAGGAGGAAGGGUACCAGGCUGGGACUAGAGCCAGAAAAUCAUUAAGGGUAUAAGGUGAAUUAUGGGACAAAAGUAAAAACCCUGUCCCCAUAAAACAUUUAAGAAAAUACAACUGACAAAGCAUGUGCCACAAAUUUAAGGUUCAAUUAUUCAUAUAUAGAUAUGAAUAAUUAAUUAAGGCAAUGGAGGUUGGUUUGUUUCUAGAAAGAAAAGGUGAAUGCCCCACCUAGGGAUAAUUUUACUGCUUCAGAAAAGUAUAUAAACACAUGUUUGUGUAUGUAUAAUUCAGACUUUCUGCAGACUCUCUCACUUUAUAGUUUCAGUAAAGUUGAAUUACUUUUGACAUCUAUUAACCCUCUGACUCUUAAGUUUUUUGUUAGGCUGGAAAGAUUGUUUGCCAUGACACUCACACUCUUGAAAACUAUUCCAACUCAAACUUUACAACUUGCAGAUUUAUCAGUUUAUAGUAUUUUCCAAUUCUAGUGUGUUUUUUUUUUUUUUUCCAAUUGUAGCGCUAUAAAUUCUAUAGGAAACUUAGUGAUGGUGACGUUGACAGCUGAGCAGCAUUCAAAGCCAUUGUAAAUUAGUCUUUAAAUGCACACCUGUGACCUCAUUACAUUAGUAUUACUGCGCCCAAUUAUUUUAAAAUGUCUGAUUAUUUUUGUUAAUUUUGUUUUACUGGGUGGACUAAGUGUGGACGAGUGGCUCAAAGAGAUAGACAGGGAAGAGGAGGAAGAUAAAAAAGAAAGGAACUAUGCUGAAAUUAUUGAAAGAGAAAUUGAAGAGCUGGAAAAGUUAAGAAACGAAGCCGGUUUUGUGACCAUCAUAUUCUGUGACCGUAGUUGGCGCUGUUGUCACUGUGCAGCUUGAACUCGGUUAAACAGAUGAGUUCACUAACAGCAAACAAUGUAAGUUCAGACUGUACGAAAAUGAAGGUGAAGGCUGUGUGGAAAGUUUUUUUGGGUUUUUUUUAAUGCUGGUUAUUCACAUCAUAAAUCUCAUCUGCUUGUCACUUAAGAUUAAACGCGGUGUAGUUGUUCGCAAAGUAGCCAAUUAGUGUUCUUCAAACGCAACAAACAACCAACAACUGACAAGCUGACGUCACACAGACAACUUUAGGCUACUAUAUUUAAAGGGGCCAUCAUGUGACCUCACUGUUAUGUGAAUUCACUGUUACAUGGACUCAGGUGACUUCUUUUAUCUUCCCAUGUAUAACCAAAAGACGGUCACCACUCUGGUCAACAGCUGGACCUGGGCACAAGAGAUCACACAUUUUGAUAGUUGUCAUCACAAUAUGUGACCUCACUGUUACAUUACUGAAAAUUUCUGACACACUUAUUUGGUAUCGAUUCCUUUAAAAAUGUUGAUGAUAAAAUUAUAUAAAUACAAAACCUGGGUUUCUACAUCACUUUCAAGCAGUUUCAGUACUGUUGUAUACUGUUUGUGCCAAAACACCCCUGACAUAUUUCACUGGUCCAUGUCACAUGACUGAACAGCAAGUGUUCAGUUGCACACUGCAAAUGUGCACGUUUUUUGUUGCUGGUGUUUUAUUUUAUUUUAUUUUAUUUUAUUUGGGAUUUUAUUUUAUUUUUACUCAUAUUAGUACAAAAUUUGUAUUUAAUUGUGCUCAUAUUUUCAUUUGUAAUAAAUUUGUUAUUAAUGUGUCAUGUAAUUUGCAUCUGUGUAAUGAUAUUUUUUUUUCUUCUUCUCAAAAUGACCAUUAUUUUAAAAAUCAUAUACCUAUUUAAGAAAUAUGGAGGACCUGAGCACCCACGUGAUUGGUGUGUAUGGUAUCCUAAGGCAUAAUUUGCAAGUGGUAUCUAUUCAUAGUGGAUAAAACCAUGCUUAUGGAACUGAAGAAGUAUCCUCUCGAAGGAGAAUAUCCCAAAAAUACAGCUAAACAUCAUCCUGAAAAGGAGAUCCUCGAAUUUCUGCAUGAUGGUAAGCUAAUCAGUACAGGAAAAAAAAAGUAGCAAGGUAAUUAAGGAAAUAUUCUUCGUGUGUGUGUGUGUGUGUAAAGGACAUUUCUUUUUUUUUUUUGCUAAAAAACUAACUUUAUGUAAUAGAAAAACAUGAAUCAGGUAAUUGUAAUAAAUGUGAUAUUUCCAGAGACUGUUCAGCAUAUGGUUUUAAAUUGUAUGGCAUAUGAAUGAGAGACUCCAGUUCAGAGAAGAAAUAAAAACUCUUGGGAUCAACUUGACAUUACAGAGCCUUUUGAAUAAUUCUUCUGAAGUACAUAAAGUUAUUUUAAAUUAUUUUUUAAAAAUACAUUUGUAUAAUAGAAUAUUAGUUAGUUAAUAUAUUAGUUAAUAUUAAAGUUAGGGUUUUUUUUACCUUUCCACGUCAACGCUUCGCCCAGAAGGUGGUGGAAAUACCCCAAAAGUUGAUUUGCCAACCGCGACAAAACCCAAAACAGAAGAAAGACAUUUUUGUUGCGCUGUUUUUGCAGUUCCGGUCCAGUAGGUGUCAGUACAGUACUCGCAUUGCUCUGUCUUUCAGUUCUACGGGAAACGAAAACUGUCCGGGAAGACAUUGCUGGUUGUGUAGCUAAUAUUCUAGACAGAAAUAUUAACAAACUCGUGUCUCUAUUUUAAGAAAACGAUACGUCAAAGAAAAGGCUUACAUAAGCCUUGCGCCUCUGCUUAAGGUCUGAUUCACUAGCUGGGAUGCCUAAUUUUCCUCGUAAUUUUACAUGUUAUGGGAGGUACUGGAAAUUUCACAGUAAGAAGGAAGACAUAUUUAUCAAACAUCGAAGUGCAAUAAGCCCCCGACAAAAACCUCUACGUGUGUGUGUGUACAUUUGCAGUCAUUUAUAGACAGCGCGACCCUGUUUUGUUGUCUCCUCGAGCUACGGUUUGCUAAAUACUGUUCCGAUGGAAUUUGACUAGCUAAGAAGCUAACGCUAUUACGGCUCGAGUUUCUGCGUUUGCGUCUGUUUUAGCCGAUAGAUAAUGCUGCAAUAAAGUGUAGCUUCCAGUUUUAUGUUGGAAACGUUAAAUACAUGGUAUAUGUGCAUUUAGUCACAUUUUGUUUAUGUAGUACAGUGCUGGCAGGUUACUGGUAGUGAGGCUGCUGGCGCCUGUUUUCGUGAGUUGUCAAAAUAGUGUAAACAAACAAUGAAGCUUUUGGAAAAUUCGAGUUUUGAGGCCAUUAAUACUCAGCUCACCAUAGAGACUGGAGACUGUAAGAUAAUCGGAAGGAUUGAAAGUUACUCCUGCAAAAUGGCAGGUGAGGACAAGCAGAUGUUUAAGCAAUUCUGUCAGGAGGGACUGCCUCAUGUGCUGGAAGCUCUGUCUCCUCCACAGUCAUCUGGAAUCAGCCCUAACAAGCUGAGUCACAGUCAAAGUGGCGAUGAAGGGGAGGGUCCACUUUCUGAUAAGUGCAGCAGGAAGACUCUGUUCUACUUGAUUGCUACUCUCAACGAGUCCUUCAGGCCGGACUAUGACUUCAGCCGCACCCGAGGUCAUGACUUCAGUAGAGAGCCCAGUGUCAACUGGGUGUUCAAUGCCGUGAACAGUAGCUUGUCUGCUGCUGCUGGGGAGGCAUACAAUCGCUUACAGCCGAAGCUCUGGGAGGCCAUUGACAAUGAGAUCAGUCUGACUGAGUGUGAUAUUUACAGCUAUAAUCCAGACCUUGAUUCUGACCCAUAUGGAGAAGAAGGCAACCUGUGGUCCUUCAACUAUUUCUUCUACAAUAAGAGGCUGAAAAGAAUUGUGUUCUUCACAUGCCGCUCUGUUAGUCUUUUUAUGACUCCACGAGAUUCAGGCAUUGGAACUGAGCUGGACCUGGAUCUGGAUGAAGGCAGCUUUGAGGAGGAGGAAAACAUGGAUGAAGAGAGGUAUCGACCAUUAUGUGCCCAGUGAAGAUGUCAUAAAUCCGCUGCCUUGCUCCUGGAGUCUAAUGUCUUUUACCAUUUUAUUUCAAGUGUCUGUUUUUGCUAUCACUAUGAUAGGAUACAUGCUUUUAAUAACAGGAACUUAAUGAGAUCCAUACAUUGGUUUUAAAAAAAUUUUAGCGUUUGUGUUUCUCAGUUGUUGUUAUUAGAUGUUUUUGCUUUUUGUCACUGACUCCUGAGAAAUGUUGGUCACUGAUAUAGGAUCACUUGAUUUUCCUACGUUGUCAAAAUUCCUAUUGACUUUUUUCAUUUAAAAAAUUGCUAUUUACUUUAUAUAAAGUUAAUAGUUGUAUUUUCACAUCAUAGUGUGUUGGAUGAAGCACUUUAUUCUUAUUCUUCCAGUCCUUUUUUAUGACAGCAUUUUUCAGGCUUUACUCAAAUUCAAAUGCUAAUUUGAAAAUGCUUAUGCAUACAUGUAUUUGCAGUUGCAUUUUCUGUCUGUGAAUUAUUCAAAUUCAAGUACAAAACAUAUAUUUAUAAUUGCAUUUACAUGAACAACAAUGCAUAGUGGGU
Molecule: messenger RNA, 5690 nt
Organism: Ictalurus furcatus (blue catfish)
Lineage: Eukaryota; Metazoa; Chordata; Actinopteri; Siluriformes; Ictaluridae
Gene: maf1a
Product: MAF1 homolog, negative regulator of RNA polymerase III a
Exons: 7
Coding region: 4399-5145 (248 amino acids)
Biological process (GO): negative regulation of transcription by RNA polymerase III
Cellular component (GO): nucleus
Molecular function (GO): RNA polymerase III core binding
Source: RefSeq, a predicted model, not a curated record